AUGUCCGACUACAACUCCAUCUUCCAGCAUGCCUGGUACAACAGCAACAACCUGAACGCGGUCAUGUACGGAAUUUAUCUCUGCCUCAACGUCCUCACCAUCCACUUUGCCCUCCGAGGCCGCCGCCGGGCGUCCCAGAAAGACCCGCGCUCAAACAUGCUCUUUAUCGCGUUCAGCGUAUUCUUGCUCGUUUUCAUCACCAUGUGGGGGUGUAUCCAUAGCGUCUUCUCAGAGCUGAUGUGGAUUACGAAUGCCAAUUACCCCGGUGGGUCCGGUAAAUACUGGAUGGACUUCGCCUCCGUAUGGUACCAGGGGCUGGCCAUCUCAGCAUCAGUCACGAUUAUCGCUGGCACCGACGCAUUCCUGGUGUACCGACUGUAUGUCGUCUGGGGGUUCAAUAAGCCAAUAGUCGCCGUGCCUUGUGUUCUGUACCUCGCAAGCGUCGCCCUCGGCAUCUGCACGGCCGUCUCCUCGGCACUUCCAGACGCUGUGUUCUUCAACGGGACCUCCGCCCGAAUCGCGCUGGCCUACUCUGCGGUCAGCAUGGCCCUCAAUGUGCUGUGUACCACCUUCAUCUGCGCACGCAUGAUAUGGAUGGCUCGAGAGAUGGGAGACCUGCUCGGUGCCGACGUCACUCGCACUUACACCACCGCCGUGGCGGUCAUCAUCGAGAGCAUGCUCCCGUACACGAUCGCAGCCGUGGGCUACCUCGUCACUCUGGGCGUGCACAGCCCGCUCGCGAUAUUUUUCCUGUCGCCGUACGUGAUGUUCUCGGUACUCUCUCCGCAGAUGAUCAUGCUCCGCGUCCUUAUGGGUCGCGGCAUCUCAGCGGAGACAAACACGAAGGGCGUGAGCAGCGUGCGCUUCCGCGGUACCGGUGCUCCGGACACGCGGAUGACCUCGGAUGAGACUGAGGAGGGGUCGGCGGCGGCGAUGGAACACACAGCCAUCCAGCUACCUAGCCUAUCUAAGUCUUCGCUACCCCAGACCAAGUUGACGCAGAUAAUGUAG
Molecule: messenger RNA, 1011 nt
Organism: Epithele typhae
Lineage: Eukaryota; Fungi; Basidiomycota; Agaricomycetes; Polyporales; Epitheliaceae
Exons: 5
Coding region: 1-1011 (336 amino acids)
Source: RefSeq, a predicted model, not a curated record